CUCGCUCGCUAACAAUAACAUUCAAACACUGAGCUACGAAGCUUUUUGUGGACUCAAUAACCUUACAGUACUAAACAUCAGUAUGAAUCCAAUCCAUACCUCCACCGGAAACAUAACAGGCUUAUUCCCCUCGCUCUCCUUACUGGACGCUACAGGAAUCGUGGACUGGAAACCAGAAAAACAUCUGUUUCAACUGCGCAUGCUCCAACAAAUUCUUCACCUAACGUGGUCACGUGACUGUCAGAACUGCAUCUUUUACAGAGCAAAUGACACAUAUUCUACAGAAUACUCGUUCAUAAAUCUUGAUACCUGCUACGUUUUUUACUACAACGCCACAAAUUUAUCUCCCAUAGUGCGAUUUUUGAGCAACACUUCUUUUAAAGUUCGCGAGUGUCUAAACACCGAUAAAUGUCAAUUAUCCAGGUAUCGAUGGACACGAGUUAAAACGGAAAACCAUUGCUGGGAGGAAACUGUUCUGGGAAUGAACUUGCAGUCGUGCCUAGGCUAUCUUGGAGCUUUAGUCAAUCUCGUAGUCAUAUCAAAUAUUCUUGCAUCGAAAAUCCUUCGAAAGAACAUUUCGAUGCUGUUUGUGUGUAAUAUGGCAGUCAGUGAUUUUAUCUUAAGUAUUUUUACUAUUAUUAUUACGGUAUUUUUGAAUAGUGUUUCGUUCGCUUUUGUAGAUGGUAAUGCUGAGUUCUUUUGCUGGAAGGUGGGAUUCCUGUGGAUGCUAGGACAGGGAGGGGCUGUUAUCACAUCGUUUUCUCUAACACUAGAGAGAUAUCUUGUCAUCGUCUACAGUCUUAACCCAGACAUUAGAAUCACUCGAAAAAUGGCAGCCAUUUUGAUCGUAGUUUGUUGGAUAGUCGCUCUAUUAAUAACUGCAUACGCUUUGUAUUUCAAUUUCUACAAAUAUACAUUCGUGUGUAUCCCUCUCCGCUUUCAGUUCGACCCUCGGCAUUUUCAUGUUUCUAUGUUCGCUUUCGUAGUGGGCGCCAUUGCAAUCAUCUUAUACCUCAUCUCGUUUGCUUUCUAUAUUCACAUUUUUAUCACCGUUAGAAAAGCAGCUCAAAAUGCAGGCGUUAAAAGAGAAUCAAAACUUGCUAAACGCAUAGCUCUGCUUGUGUUUAGUAACGUAUUUUUUUUCGUACUUCCAGCCUUGAUCUUAGCGGCUGCAAUGGUAUUUGGAUUGCAUUUAAAAAUGGUACAAAACACAGAUAAAGUUGUGUUUGAACUGAUUGCAAAGGUUCUCCCAGUGUUUAGUUUGAGCUUAAACUCGUUUCUCAACCCAUUCCUUCACGCGUUCAGAAACGAUCGUUUUACCCAGGCUCUCAAAGAGCGAUUUCGAUUCGUUCGACAAGAAGUUAGGUCUAUUUUACCCGAACGUUUCUCGACAAGUACCCGAGUGCGGCCCGAAACUCGAACGACGAAAACAUAG
Molecule: messenger RNA, 1435 nt
Organism: Actinia tenebrosa (Australian red waratah sea anemone)
Lineage: Eukaryota; Metazoa; Cnidaria; Anthozoa; Actiniaria; Actiniidae
Product: thyrotropin receptor
Biological process (GO): activation of adenylate cyclase activity; adenylate cyclase-activating G protein-coupled receptor signaling pathway; hormone-mediated signaling pathway
Cellular component (GO): plasma membrane
Molecular function (GO): G protein-coupled peptide receptor activity; protein binding
Source: RefSeq, a predicted model, not a curated record